AGAGACGCGUGGCGGAGUAUCGCCGCCUGUCGAUAUCGUGAUAACAGCGCGCAGGAACGCAAUUGAACGGCGACUUCGUGUGUUUUUUUUAUCGGGCAUCUGAUUCUCGGAAUCGCGAUGGUCUCCUCUCGCGCGAUAUCGGCGCGUUCGUGAAUCGCCGCGACGCGCGCUUUCGAUUUAUGCGCGAUUUAUCGUCUCGCUCCACGCGAGUACGCGCGUUAACGACGAGCGUGUCCAAUCCGCCGAUAUUGUAUGAGAAAAUUAAAGUGUGAGUGCCCAGCGUCAUCGGCGCGUAAAAAUGGACUCGUUUAAUAGCUACGACAGAAACGACCUGUCGGAGAUGUAUCCGUCGUUUAUUAAUUUACACGAAGAUGGAAACGACCAUUUGCUCUUGGACAUGGACUCCUUGGUUCCCAGACGAAGCAGUUUCUUAGCAAGCCGCGGUUGCGAGCCCGCCAAGAAGAAAUGUUCGCUCGGUGAUGAAAGCGAGGCGAUCGACGGCACCGGAUGGUCCGACAAACCUAUCAGAAGCUGGUGUCAAGAGGAAACAAUAAAUUGGCUUAUGUCAGCGGCGUCGUAUAUAGGUCAACCUUACAGUUCUAUUCAGCACAGCCUCGCCGUGUCCGGGAAAGAGAUCGUUACUUUUACGCGGCAAGAUUUCAUCAACCACGAUCCUGUGUAUGGGAACCGAUUGUACGAUCUUCUUCACUCGCAACGUAUAUCAAACCUUUUGCCAUCGUUCGAUACCAUUCAACCGCAAUCGGAAGACGAGUACGCACGAGUCAAUUCUAGUAAUAUAUCCGAUGCGGAAUCGGAUAAUAGCAUCGAAAUUGCAACCAAACGGUUGCCUGGCAGACCCAGGGUAUUGAAGACGAAAAAAAAUCCCGCCAGUCAAGGAAAGUUGUGGGAAUUUAUUAGAGAUUUACUACGUAACAGAGAAACAUGUCCGAGUUUAAUUUGCUGGGAAGACUACUCGCAAGCUAAAUUUCGUUUCGUAAAGAGCGAUGAAGUAGCAAAACGAUGGGGUUCACGGAAAGGAAAUACAAAAAUGACUUACGAAAAGCUCAGUAGAGCUAUGAGGUACUAUUACAAAAGCAAAAUAUUUCUACCAGUACUUGGUCGAAGAUUGGUAUAUCAGUUUGGACCAAAUGCGAAAGGAUGGCAGACGGAUAAUCCAAAUUUCCGACACUGAAACAAUGUCCGAAAAAGAGUUUGCAAUAUGACCGAGCAGUCGAUAAAUUGUCAAAGCAAAAAGUCAAAUCGAUUUCACAUGACAUUUCUCGACGUUAGAAAAAUAAUCAUUGUUAAUAUUCAUUCUUUAUGUGUUUGUUAAAUAUGUUAAAUAUCGUUACCAUAUGUCAAUAAUCAUUUAAAUGUCGCCCCGUCGAAUGUAGUUAUGUUUUUUACACAGCCAAAGACAAUAAUAUAAUAAAACAGAUCUCUAAAGAAAAAGAAACGAUAUCUGAAGUGAAAAAGACAUGUAAAAUAUACAUAUGUUUUUUCUUUCUUACGUCUUUGGUCUAUGUAUCUUUGAUACCAUUUAUAUUCAUGUAUCUUCGCGUAUUUUUCUACCUUUACAAAACCUAAUAUAAUAAUCAUGUUUAUAUGAAUUUAAAAAUGUAAUUAAAAAUUGUAUUGUAUAAAGAAUAGAAAGAUAUGACUCUGAACA
Vollenhovia emeryi is the source of this 1669-nucleotide messenger RNA. RefSeq names its product ETS homologous factor (gene Ets65A). Gene Ontology annotation, molecular function: sequence-specific DNA binding; DNA-binding transcription factor activity, RNA polymerase II-specific. Gene Ontology annotation, cellular component: nucleus. The record is from RefSeq and is a predicted model, not a curated record. The transcript has 7 exons. Gene Ontology annotation, biological process: cell differentiation; regulation of transcription by RNA polymerase II. NCBI's taxonomy places the organism in Eukaryota, Metazoa, Arthropoda, Insecta, Hymenoptera, Formicidae. Bases 299 to 1192 code for a protein of 297 amino acids.